CCGCCCCUACUGCUGACACCACCGGAAGUAGCAGCGGUCACGGGGUAGCGUGGCGUCACGGCGAGACGCAGCAGCCGAGAUCAGAGAGAGAGAAGCCGCGAGAGGAUGGAGGCCGCAGAGCAGCAGCGGAGCUCGAGUGACGGCGCGUCCGCCAGAGGAGCGGGAGUCCCGGGCGGUGGAGGCGGUGCAGAGCCUGGGGGAAGCGCGGAGAGCGAGCGGGACAAAGAUCGCGCCACUUUCGAGUGUAAUAUCUGCCUGGACACAGCGCGAGACGCCGUCAUCAGCCUGUGCGGACAUCUUUUCUGUUGGCCGUGUCUUCAUCAGUGGUUGGAGACGCGGCCCAGUCGGCAGCAGUGUCCCGUGUGUAAAGCAGGAAUCAGUCGGGAUAAAGUGAUUCCGCUGUACGGUCGUGGCAGCGCCAGUCAGGAAGACCCCAGAUUGAAAACACCUCCUCGACCUCCGGGUCAGAGAACAGAAGCAGAGAGUCGAGGGCCGUUUCAAGGUUUCGGCGACACAGGGUUUCACAUGUCUUUUGGAAUCGGUGCUUUUCCAUUCGGUUUCUUCACCACAGUCUUUAAUACCAACGAUCAUCUUCACAGAGCAGAUCCUCACUAUGCAGGCGAUCACCACGGCAAUGGAAACCCCAAUAAUGGCAACAACUGGCAAGACUCGCUCUUCCUCUUCCUCGCGAUCUUCUUCUUCUUCUGGAUGUUGAGCGUGUGAUGUGCUGAAGUGAUGGGAACACACCAUCUUUGAUUGACGUAGAGAUUAAAGUCUGUUUUUCUGCGGAGGAAAAUUCUUCAUCUUCUCUGUCUGUCUGUCUCACUGCACACAGACACGCACACACACACACACACACACACGCACACACACUCACGUCCGCUGGUAUCAGUGUUGAAGAACAGAGACAGUAUUCAUGAACGCCACGUCAAGAGAGUUUAUUGAAAGAACAGUUCAUCAAACAAAUCAUUCCCUCGUCCUCGUGUCAUCUCAGACCUACAAGACUCUGUUUCUGUGGAACAUAACAGAAGUUAACAGGAGAUCACAUGGCUUUAAAUGUGUGACGGACAGUUGUCGUGACUCGUGUGCUGUUUUUCAAAGCUGUGUGAUUUAGGGUGGUCACAGGAUUAGUCGCGACUAAUCGUUUGCAAAAAAUAAAAGUUUUGUUUACAUAAAAUAUGUGUGUGUACUGUAAAUAAUAAUUAUGUUCAUAUAAAUACACACACAUCCAUGUAUUAUUUUAAGAAACAUAAUAUUUGUAUAUAUGAAAUAUUUAUGUUUAUAUACAAUAUAAAUUAUAUAUAAAUAUAAAAAUGUAUAUACAUGUGUAAAUAUUUCUUAAAUAUAUACAUCUGUGUGUGUGUAUUUAUAUAUUUAUAAUCAUUAUAUACAGUGCACACACAUAUUUUAUGUAAACAAAAACUUAUAUUUUGUAAACGAUUAUUCAGGAUUAAUCGUGUGACAGCCCUAGUGUGAUUUAUGGUCAUUGAUCGUCCUCCCCCUCCAAAAUCACAUUGUGUUUAUAUUCAAAAUAAAUUAUUUUUGAAAAUGUUGGAAUGUUAUGAUGUGCAUGUUAUUUUAAAUUUGAAUUCUUUUAUAAAACCUUUAUUAUGAUCUGAGGAUAUUUGGAAUAUAGCGCACGGGUGCAUGCCGACGUUUUUAUUUCGAUCUUAACUGUCAUGUUUCGGGGGGUGAAAUAACAGCAGUGGGGUUUGAAACAACAUAAUGAGUAAAUAAUAACAGAAUUCAUUAUUUGGAAAACUCACAGUUGUGUGUGUGAGAUUUCUCAUGCCAAAGAAAUUGGGACAUAAGAGACAUGCACAGACAGAAUUUUGUUUUGUGUAGUCGGGACAGAGGAGUUUCUGUGAAGGAACAGUUGCGUUGUUUGUUGUUGUUGUUUUAUGUUCAGGCCGUAGCACUGUGCCGUCUAAAACACAUUUUGUCAGGAUGAUUAAAUCUCUAAUACUGUGAGUCAUGUACUCAUUCAUUCCCGUUCAGACAGAGCCCACUCUUAUUUCACCUGAAAAAUCUCAAGAAAAGACGUUUUAUUCAGGACAUCUUUGCAUUGUGACAUUAUUCUCACUGCUGUCAUAUGGGGAAAAUCUUUUACAUUUUAGUCUUAUUUUCUUGACUUUUGAAAUAAACUAGAGUUGUGAUGAGUUUGAUUUUAAUGUUGCAAUGCAUAAAACGUCAAUGGCUUGAUUCUCUUAUAUGUGAUGCUCUUCAUUCACCCGUCAAGAGUCGAUCUGAUAUUUGUGUUGUUAUUCUCAUUGGGUUUUUCCUGUGAGAAGCGUUUGAGAAAAGCUGAACUAAAGAUGUGGACUAACCCAAGUUUAGGAUCAUGUUGUCACAACAGAAUCUGAUGUGUGAUGUUUGUCGUGUAAAGCUGUUUCAAUGACACACAGUUAACAGUGAACUGUUCGCAAGUUAACACAAAUCUUAUCGAAACCUGAUUUACAUACUAAAUGAAAGAGGAAGAGUUUAGAAAAUGUUUGAUUGUGUAGCUGUUGAGUAAAUGCCAUUUAUUUUCAUGUACUGGAAGUUUAAACUCGAUAAUAAAUCGAGUGAAUUUAUAAAACUGCUCAAUUAAGCUUCAUGUCAACAACAAUGUAACAGAUAUGGUUAUAAUUGUGUGUGUGUUGUAAAUGAAUGUGGAUGUUGUAAAUGAAGUUGAUUGACAGGUAAGAGGUGAUGGAUUGUACUGCUGUUGGUUUAAUGUAUGUUUGUCAAUGUAACAAACAUCCUGUGAAAGAACAUUUUCUGCCGCACACGAUUGGCUGUUUAAUCCUCUUGUUGAAAGAGAGCCAAUGAAAGAUGAGUAUGUGAUGACGCCAAGUUGUAUAUCAGCGCAGGUCAUAGGUUUGACCUCACAGUUAGGAUGGACUGUUGAUUUUGGGUGACUUUUUUUCUUUUUGCAUAUCACUGGUUAAUCAAAGCGUAUAUGUUUGUACAGAAAGUCUUAAAUUAGAUCCUAAUUAUUGGGCAAAUGGGGAUGAAAUUUAAGUGGGAGUGGCUCUUGAUAAAUAAACAUUUAAAACGGU
Messenger RNA from Triplophysa dalaica, 3041 nucleotides. RefSeq names its product ring finger protein 5 (gene rnf5). Gene Ontology annotation, biological process: ubiquitin-dependent protein catabolic process. Gene Ontology annotation, molecular function: metal ion binding; ubiquitin protein ligase activity; ubiquitin-like protein conjugating enzyme binding. Lineage: Eukaryota; Metazoa; Chordata; Actinopteri; Cypriniformes; Nemacheilidae. Gene Ontology annotation, cellular component: endoplasmic reticulum. Bases 106 to 723 code for a protein of 205 amino acids. The record is from RefSeq and is a predicted model, not a curated record. The transcript has 6 exons.